AUGACAACGGGUUCAUCAACACCUCCUGUCGCUCCACUUCACAAAGCAUAUAGUAUCACUACUAUCAAAUCGCAAAUCCCUCUUACCCUUGAUCUCAACCAUCUCAACUAUGAUAUAUGGACCGACCUUUUCGAAACCCAUUGUAUCGCAUUCGAUGUGAUUGAUCACAUCGACGACACAUAUGAUGCUACAACUACCAAUCCAGACAACAAACCACCAACCAAAGCCGAGUGGACCAAACUCGAUUAUAUUGUCCAAAACUGGAUUUAUAAUACUAUAACAUCGGAUGUCCUCGCCAACGUCCAUGCUAGAAAGGCCACCGCUCGUGCAACUUGGCUAGCUAUUGAAACCCUUUUUCGAACAAACAAAGAAGCCAAGUCCCUUCAACUCGAUAAUGAUCUCCGUAACAUUACUCUUGGCAAUAUGUCUAUCAACGACUAUUGCACAAAAAUAAAGACCAUGGCUGACCUUCUUAAAAACAUCGGCACUCCUGUUCCGAAUAACAAUCUCGUGGCAUACACUCUCAAUCGUUUACCCUAA
Erigeron canadensis is the source of this 540-nucleotide messenger RNA. RefSeq lists its product as uncharacterized. Bases 1 to 540 code for a protein of 179 amino acids. The transcript has a single exon. The record is from RefSeq and is a predicted model, not a curated record. NCBI's taxonomy places the organism in Eukaryota, Viridiplantae, Streptophyta, Magnoliopsida, Asterales, Asteraceae.